Molecule: messenger RNA, 681 nt
Organism: Gloeophyllum trabeum ATCC 11539
Lineage: Eukaryota; Fungi; Basidiomycota; Agaricomycetes; Gloeophyllales; Gloeophyllaceae
Product: COQ7-domain-containing protein
Exons: 3
Coding region: 1-681 (226 amino acids)
Biological process (GO): ubiquinone biosynthetic process
Cellular component (GO): mitochondrial inner membrane
Molecular function (GO): 3-demethoxyubiquinol 3-hydroxylase activity
Source: RefSeq, a predicted model, not a curated record
AUGACAUUGGGUGCUAGGACACUACGGUCUUUGGCGCAGUCUCGACGAUAUCUGUCGACCACUAGGACGCUACCUUCUGCACAGUAUACGGACCCCACGAAACGUCAUGAUAUAGCUAUCGUUUCGACUCCCGAGGAUCUUCCUCCGAGCGAGCGGCAUGUUCUGGAUAGUGCACUGCGAGUUGACCAAGCUGGGGAAGUAGCGGCUAACUGGAUAUAUCGCGGUCAGAUGGCAGUACUUGGACGAGAUCCUAAUACUGGUCCUAUCAUCCAAGAUAUGUGGGAUCAGGAGAAGAAACACAUAGCAGUGAUGAAUCAGAUGCAGGUUCAGCAUCAGGUCCGUCCGACUGUCCUGUGGGAGGUUGCAAAGGUAGCUGGUUUUGGCUUGGGUGCGGUGACCGCCUUAAUGGGCAAGGAGGCUGCGAUGGCAUGCACGGAGGCUGUCGAGACCGUUAUCGGUGAACAUUACGAUGACCAAUUGCGGGAGAUGGAAGGGCUUUCGACGUCACAUCCGAGUAUCCCAUUACUGAAGGAUGUCAUCCGAGAAUUCCGGGACGAUGAACUCGAACAUCUCGAUACGGCCGUCGAAAACCAUUCGCAAAGGGCACCGGCGCAUGCCCUGCUGAGUACGGUAGUCGGGGCCGGAUGCAAGGUUGCUAUAGAACUGUGCAAGCGAUUCUAG